GACAAAAAACACUGUCUAAGUCGGUCUGUAUGGGAACGCGCCUACGUCACCAUUCUCCGGAUUCCGAUUGGGUGGGACGCCCGUGAGCGUUAAGCUGAUUGGUCGAAGGAUUUGGGGCGUGGCGAUCAGACUUGCCCUCUCCAAGAUGGCGGCGGAGAUUGACUUGUCUGACGCAGCCUGGUCACGCGGAAGUGAAGGAGUCUAAGGAAGCAACGAUCAACACUGAUCACUAUGAAGAAGGGAAGGAACUACAGUAUAUAACCCAAUAUUGUAGUGAUUUAGAUUUUAUAAGAUCUAUUUAGACUUUUUGUUGAUUAUUGCUUGGUUUGAAAGACAGAUUAAUGGAACUUCCAGAGGAAAUCCUUGCACACAUUUUCUCUUUUCUGCCACUGAAGGAUAAAUGCAGUGCCUUUCUAGUGUGUAAAACAUGGUCCAACAGCUUAACCUGUUCCAGCGCAUGGACACACACUGAGAUCAGGUGUGAGUCUGGAGACUGUGUUCCUCAGAGGUUCUCUGCUCUUCUACCAUGUAUCAGACACUUGAAGCUUAUUGUCAGUGUGGCAGAUCCUUCUCAUCGGGAGACUGGACUUUGGGUUUUACAGCAGGUUCUAGCCAGAGGCGAGGGCAGAUUACGCAUGUUAUGCGUCAGCUGUUUGGGGAACCCGCCUCUAUUUUACGCAGGACAAGAUCUGCUUCAGGGACUGGUGGACGUCCUAACAAGCGGCUCGUCCCUCAUGGCGCUGGACCUGAGAGGUGUGCCAUUCACCCUGAAUGAUGGCUUUGUAAAGAGCAUCGCUGCGCUGUGCCCUGCCCUGCAAAGUCUCUUCAUCAAUAACAGUUCUUUGGUGUGUGGCGUCAUCUCGGAGACAAUCAGGGACGUCCUUAAAUGCUGUCCAGCCCUGAAUACCAUCGGGCUCUUCCAAGCAAGCGUAUCUCACGAUGUCCUUCGAGAUCUUUUAGAACCCCAGAGAACAGAACUGAAGCUGCUCGAGCUGCGCUGUGAGCGCUCACUAAAGUACGUCACACCACUUUCUGACCAAGUUUGGGCAGAUAUGAGACGCAGACAUCCUAGACUGAGAGUGGACAUGGAGUUGGACCACACACUCCCAGAGCUGCAGGUUCCUGGCGUGAUUCAACCCAGCAUCCCUGUGAGACAGCUCCGCCUCCACACAUGGACCUGUCUACUGGAUGAGCUACGUGUCGUGGCGCAGAGUUACUCAGGAACCCUGGAGGUGCUCGAGCUGCAGACCACUGCGUCCCCUGAGCUCAAUACAGUGUUGAUCACCUUGGCAACGCAGUGCAGGAAACUCCGCGAGGUUCACUGUUACUGUGUGGUUUCACAGAACGUGAUAGAAGCAUUCUGCUCACUGUGUCCUGACCUACACAGAUACACCCUCAAAACACGCAAAGAACUUCACCCCUGGACCUGCACCACUCUUAGAUAACGCACACACAGUCCCUUUUUUUCCCACAGCACUGUUGAGGUCUGGGUUGUGAAUCAUGAGAAGGUAUUGACUCAUUCUCUGUAACAGAAUCCUUGACAAUAGUGCAGGUUAAUAGUAAUGCACUUAUUCUAAUACAUUAACGUUUUCAUGGCAACUGUUCAUAUAAAAGGACUUGUACCACACACACUUCAAUGAUGAAAAAACGUUUAUUAACAUUUAUGGAAGCUAUUAUUUUAUUUAUUUUUGUCAUUUUUCCUAACAGUACAUUGUUACUUCAAAUUGAAGCCAAAUGGGAUUUGUGAGUAGCAGAAUUGUCAGUGUAGGUUUUGAUAUUUAAUAUUUAAUGGCUGACAGAAAUGUGAAAUUAUAGGUUUCUUACAAAAUAUAUAAAAAAAAAUUGUUUCACUUUGAUGUUUUUCUUCUCCACAUCUGUGCAAAAGAUAAUAUUGCCCAUUUUUAUUUAUGAGAUUUGUUUUUUUAUAUCCCCAUUUAACUCAAGUACUUUUUGUGCCUUAGCUAAAAUUAAGACAAACUUCUGGAAGGAUAAAAGGUUUCAUUUCUUACCUUCCUAUGUUUGUUACACGUUGGAUCUUACUACAUUAAUAUUAAGGACAAAAUAAGUAUAAAUAAAUGUAUGAAUGUAAAAAGAAAUUAACACUCAAUAUGGUCAAUAAAAAUGAUCACAAUUUAA
Molecule: messenger RNA, 2136 nt
Organism: Silurus meridionalis
Lineage: Eukaryota; Metazoa; Chordata; Actinopteri; Siluriformes; Siluridae
Gene: fbxl8
Product: F-box and leucine-rich repeat protein 8
Exons: 3
Coding region: 342-1445 (367 amino acids)
Molecular function (GO): protein binding
Source: RefSeq, a predicted model, not a curated record